This is a messenger RNA of Thermochaetoides thermophila DSM 1495, 990 nucleotides long. RefSeq lists its product as uncharacterized. Bases 1 to 990 code for a protein of 329 amino acids. Lineage: Eukaryota; Fungi; Ascomycota; Sordariomycetes; Sordariales; Chaetomiaceae. Gene Ontology annotation, molecular function: protein binding. Gene Ontology annotation, cellular component: TRC complex; cytosol. The record is from RefSeq and is a predicted model, not a curated record. Gene Ontology annotation, biological process: protein insertion into ER membrane. The transcript has 2 exons.
AUGUCCAACAAAAUAGAGCGCAUCAUAGCCCGCCUGCAGCGGCGCAUUGCCGAGGGCCAGCCGGAGGAGCAGUAUGAGGCGGCACAGGAGACGCGGCUAGUGGCCGCGCGGUACUCGAAGCAGGGCAACUGGGCCGCGGCCGUUGACAUCCUGGCCAGCGUCUCGCAGACGCUGCUGCGCUCCGGCCAAGGAGGCAGCGGCGGCGACCUGGCGGUGCUGCUGGUCGACACGUUCCGCCAAGCCGGCCAGAGGGUCGAUGGCGCGUCGAGGGGCAAAUUACUGGGUUGUCUACGGUUGUUUCAGCCUGGGGAACCGGUGAGGAAGCGGUUUGUGAAGGAGAUGAUUGAUUGGUCCAAGAAGUUUGGCGACUACCCCGCCGGUGACCCCGAGUUGCAUCACGUUGUCGGAACGCUCUACGUCGAGGAAGGCGAGUUCGAGGCCGCUGAGAAACACCUGGUGCUGGGCACUAAAGAAUCGCCCGAGGUGCUCGCCCGCAUGGAGUACGAGUGGUACAAGCAGGACGAGUCGCAUACAGCCCCGCUUUACUGCGCCCGCGCCGUGCUGCCGUAUCUCCUCGUCGCAAACGUGCGCGCCGCCAAUACCGCCUAUCGCAUCUUCACCAGUGCCCUUGUUGAGGACAACAAAGGCCUGACGGUCCAGAAUAUCGGGUCCCAGAGCGCAGAGCUCCGUAUCUUCCCCAGCUUACCACUUCUUAACUUUAUCAGCAUGCUCCUUCUUUCCGUACAAAAGGGCUCGCCUGACCUCUUCCGCCAGCUCAAGAGCAAGUAUGAGGCUAAUCUGAACGAGCUUAACGGCAUCUGGGAUACCGCACUCGAGCUGAUCGCCGAGAUGUACUUCGGCAUCCAGCGCCCAAGACAAAGUAACCCCUUGCUGGACAUGAUGGGUAGUCUGUUCGGCGGUGGUGGAGGAGCACCCAGUAAGGCUGCUCUGCGUCGCAUAGACACUCCGGCUGCUGAGGGGUUGGAUUAA